Molecule: messenger RNA, 2376 nt
Organism: Vespa mandarinia (Asian giant hornet)
Lineage: Eukaryota; Metazoa; Arthropoda; Insecta; Hymenoptera; Vespidae
Gene: RhoGAP68F
Product: Rho GTPase activating protein at 68F
Biological process (GO): small GTPase-mediated signal transduction; negative regulation of endocytic recycling
Cellular component (GO): cytoplasm
Molecular function (GO): GTPase activator activity
Source: RefSeq, a predicted model, not a curated record
AGAGGGAGCGACGAUACCAAGCUAGGAGUUAACUAACGGCAUACAAAUGAAAGCGUGACGGUGAGUACGUUGCAGUACAUACGUUGCGUUUCAACAGCGCAAGAAGAAUAAUGUCGUUGGAAGGACAAACAAAAAUGGAAGCGAACUAUCAAGCGACGCCAAGUCCAGCACGAACUUUGACAGGAAUGAACAAUGAGACUGAAGAUCCGUAUCCAAGUUUAUCCGAUUAUCAUGAUUAUGAACCAAAUUUGGAGUUUGAUGACACAGAACUACAGGCAUCUUCAAAUAAUGCUGUACAGCUUUUAGAAGCAAAGCUAGAUUUGAUUAACAGUGGUGCAGUAGUGACAGGCAUAGAUUAUUUGGAGAGUCCAGUAAGCGAUGGAACGAUUGAAGAGAAUUUUGAAGAAGCUCUAGUAGAUGCUCCAGUUAUAGAAUCUGCUGAUGACCUAGCAGCACUAGAAGGAGAACUAGCCGAUGAAGAAGAUUACCUUGAUAUAUCGAGGCAUGGUAUUGUAGAAGUUGUAGGAGAUGACAGUGCUGGUCGUAAAAUAAUAGUAGUAUCAGCCUGUAAAUUGCCUCCUAUUGGAAAAGAAGCUUUUAACCAUGCCAAACUCCUCAGGUAUUUGAUGCAUACAUUAGACAAAUUUGUAGAACAGGAUUAUAGUCUUGUUUAUUUCCAUUAUGGCCUAACUUCAAAAAAUAAGCCACCACUCUCUUGGUUAUGGCAGGCAUAUAAAGCCUUUGAUAGGAAAUAUAAAAAGAAUCUCAAAGCACUUUACUUAGUCCAUCCAACCAAUUUUAUUAGAAUUGUCUGGCAGAUCUUUAAACCAGCUAUUAGUGCAAAGUUUGGUCGUAAAAUGAUGUAUGUUAAUUAUUUAGAAGAACUAGCACAAUAUAUUAAUCUCGAUCAACUCAUUAUACCUUCACAAGUACUACAGCACAAUGAACAACUUAUAAGCAAAAAUAAAAAAAGUUUACCAACUAGUCCACCUCAAAGUACAGUAGCUACACCAGUUGGUACAACACAAUUUGGUGCAAGUUUAAGUUUUAUUAAAGAAAAUAAUAAUGGUGAUCCAAUACCACCUAUAAUAAAACAAUGUAUUGAGUUUCUAAAUUGUCCAGAUGCUCUAGAAACAGAGGGAAUAUUCAGAAGAUCUGCUAAUGUAGGAAUAAUUAGAAAAUUACAACAUGACUGUAAUCAAGGUUUGCAAGCAGACUUUAAAGGAGAUCCUCAUAUAGCAGCAGUUCUUCUAAAAACAUUUCUUCAUGAAUUAGAUGAACCCCUUAUGACAUAUGAAUUAUAUGAUGAAAUAACACAAUUUCAAACAUUAUCAAAAGAUGAAAGACCACGUAGAGUAAAAAUAUUAGUCCUCGAAAAACUUCCUGAAGACAAUUAUCAUCUUUUAAAAUAUAUAGUACAAUUUUUAUCAAAGGUAAUAGACAGAAGUGAUUUAAAUAAAAUGACAUCAAGUAAUCUAGCAGUGGUAUUUGGCCCAAAUCUCGUUAGAGCACCUCUGUCACGUGGAAUGUCUCUUUCUGCGAUAGGACCUAUUAAUCAGUUUAUAGACUUUCUAUUUACAUUUCAAGAUAAGAUAUUCAUCAUUUAAUUUGAAACAAUGGGUGAUAGCCAAAGGUCUGAUAUCCAAACCAAAUUAAUAAUGAUUGUGUAAAUCUGCGCAUGUAUGUGAACUGCGUGCUUGUACAUGCGUGUUUUUAGUGAGAUUUAAGUAUGGCUGUUCAAUUUAAUAUUAUAAAGCAAGAUAUUUAAAAUACUUUGUACCACAAUUCCAUGAAGAUUUUUUAGAAAUGUUAGCACAACAAAUAACACUUUAUAUAUAUAACUGAAUUACUUUAAUAUUAUAUUAAAGCAUAUUAAAAGCAUUAAUCUAGCGAUACUAAAACAAUAAUAUUAUAUCUAUUGCUGCAUUGAUAAUUAACUUUUCACUAAUUUUUUGAUUAAUUAAAAUUUUAUAUCACAAAAUCAUAUCUAUGAAAAUGAUAUGAUGGUAAAACAUAGGAAACUUCAUUGCAUUAUGAAGUACAAUUAGCACAAUAAUCUCUUAUUUACACUUACAAUACAAUCUUCAAAAGAAUAUAUUUAUCAUUCAUAAUAAAUUAAUAUUGUUAAAUAUUAAAUUGCCAGUCUGGAUAAUGUAUAUAAUUAUAUGACUUCAUAAUCAUAUACCAAAGAUUCAAGGAAAUGUUAGAUAUUAUAUGUAAAAUGUAGACAUAUAUUUAGACUAAGUAUAAUAUAAUAAAUGUGCGUGUGAUUUGUAAAAGAGUAAUAACGUACAGGAUGCCUUGAUUAUCUAAUUUUAGAAUAUCACUUCUCGAUUUGUAAAAUAUAAUUAUACAAGUAUAGUUAAUUAAAAACAA